AUGUCUUCUGCUAAAGUCCCUAACAUAACAAGAAUCAAAAGCAACCUAGAAAAGAAGUUUGUUGAUGUUUAUGGGAAUAAUCCCUAAAACUAACAAAUGUUAGAUUACAUUAUAAAAGAGUUAAAAGGUGAAACUGCAUAAAGUGAAAAGAAAACCAAAUCAUCCAAACAAUAACCCCUUUAUUCUGAAGACAAGGCAGUCUAAUCAGUGCCAUAGACUGCCCCUUAAAUGACAGAGAAGUUUAAGGAGAAAACUAAAGAACCAACAAAUUAAAACCCUAAGCUGACAGAAAAACAAUCUAGUCAUCAUGGUAAAUCUGCAUAUGAAGUCGAUUCUCUAAAAUGGGGUAAAUAUGCAAAGGAAUAGGAUUAGAAGUAAAAAUUAGAAGAUGAAGAAAAAUUAAAGAAACUAGCAUAACAAUAGGAAGAUCUAAGAUAGCAGCUAUGCGAAAUCAAAUUGAGGAAACUGAAAGAGAAAGAGGAUGAAAAGAACUCAGAUAUAAGAUUUGCAGAAUAAUAAAAAUAAUUGAUCAAAAAACAAGAAGAACUCUCUAGAUAAAAUAAAGAAAUGAAAGCCAAAUAAAAAAAGGAAGAACUUUAAUAAGUCAAUGCUUACUUAGAUAAUUUAAAAAAAAUGGAAAAAAAAGAAAGAAAAUAAAGAAUUGCAGAAGAACAACAAGAAAUAGCUCAAGUAUUAAGAAAGAUGUAAAUUGAUGAUGAAUAAGAUAAAAAAAAGAAGUUAGAAAAACAGUUAGAAAUGUAGAAGGUGUUAAAAUAAUAUGAUUAGGAUUAAGUUAGAUAAAAGUAGACAAUAGAGAAAGAAAAAGAGGAAGACAGAAAAAUAAUGAAAUAAAACAGUGAAAUUAUAAAGAAAAGGGAUGAAUAAAGAGAGAAGGAGAAAAAUGAUAGAUUAAAUAAAAUUGAUGGCAUUGCCAAUAGGUUCUAAUAAACUGUUGACAAGGAAUUGCAGGAAAAAAUAAAAGAGGAAGAGAGAAAGUGCUAAAAACAUAUGAAGGAUCAAGAAGAAAAGGAAAGGAGAGAAGAAGAAAGAAAGAGAAAGUCAUAGGAGAGAAGAACCAAGGAAAUGACUGAUGAAUUAAAAAGACAAUAACAAUAAAGAGAAGAAGCAAAAAGAAGAGAAAUUGAGGAAGAUAAGUAAUUAGCUAAACAAAUUAAAGAGAAAAUGAUGUAAGAUGAAAAAGUCUCUUUAAUUAAAAGAGAAAAAUAUAAUGAAUAAAUUUAAGAUACAAAUUAGAAAAUUAAAGAUUAAAUGGAAGUUGAAUAAAAUAAGAAAAAGAAAAGAAAAACAUGA
This is a messenger RNA of Paramecium tetraurelia, 1311 nucleotides long. RefSeq lists its product as uncharacterized. Lineage: Eukaryota; Ciliophora; Oligohymenophorea; Peniculida; Parameciidae. The record is from RefSeq and is a predicted model, not a curated record. The transcript is spliced from 3 exons.